Penicillium argentinense is the source of this 2481-nucleotide messenger RNA. RefSeq lists its product as uncharacterized. The coding region runs from base 1 to 2481 and encodes 826 amino acids. Lineage: Eukaryota; Fungi; Ascomycota; Eurotiomycetes; Eurotiales; Aspergillaceae. The transcript is spliced from 4 exons. The record is from RefSeq and is a predicted model, not a curated record.
AUGUUUGAGCGCUAUCAGAUCAAAACAAACACUGACAGAGAGCCAUCGAAGCAGGGCGACUCCGACCCUCAUUCACUCUCUUUUGGCUGCUGGCCGCCAUUCCAGGACGCCUCGUCCGUUCACUCCUUAACCCACGCUCUCUACACUGCACGCAGCUUGCGUCUGCCCCGAUCACCGUCAAUUCGAAUUGCCCAGGCCGAGUCUUUAAAUGUCGCCCGUAUAAUCCCCCCGGCUCUCGCCCAACUUCGUUUGUCGACUGGUUCGCCUGCCAGAAGUGUCCCUCUACAUCUCUACGAGUCGUCCCUCCGGACGCCCACUAAAAAUAUGCCUCACGCCCAUCAUAUCGAUUCGGCGAUGAGGCACGCUCACGUUCGACGGGAGGUCGUCCCGGCGGCUAGACUGCCUCUGCUCGUCCCGUCUUCUUCGGUCCAACCGACUCAGUUCCCGUCUCUGAUGGCCAGAGAUUCAGAAAGUACCAGCAGCUCCUGCUCGAGUGGGGGCCAUUGUGAAAAGCCCACUAGCAACUUGACCACGACGGUCUUGCCAGUCGUGCUCGGUGCAGGUGUCCCUGUGCUCUGUGCCAUCGUUGUACUGAUCUUCCUCCACCGCCGCCAUGUCAAGAAACUCAUGCGUGAGGACGCCAACGACAAGCACAAGUCUCUGGAUUUCGGAAUGGAUAUGGACCCCGUCGGUGGAAGGAGGAAAAAACACGGCCCACCCGGUCCGGAUGGCAUGCCCCAGAUGAUGGAACCGAGUCAUACCAAAGGAGGCAUGUCCAUUGACAUGAUGCACCCGUAUCUGCUGCCUCCCGGUCUCCACGGUUCCCACGACUCGUUGCAUUCAAUGUCUCGCUCAAUUGACGAUGACAAGUAUCGACCGUCCGCCGUCGGUGCUUUCAGCGCAUACGACAAUGCUUCCAUGCGCUCCCAUCCCCGUCCUCCCCGUGAUGAUGCCUCGAGCUUCGCGGGUUCCACUACUCGCUUCGGUGGGCUCGAGGAGCCCAAAUCGGGCUUGCUGCAGAACGCCCAGCGCAUGUCCCGCUCAUCACCUCCGCUGUAUAAGAGUCCGUCCCCUGAGUCGGUUGGACAGGCUCGCAACCAGUCUCCGCAAGAUCAUAUCGGCCCUGUUCCUGGCUUGACCCGGUCUCCUGAGCAUGAAGAACGUGGACUACCCGGGGCGAUCGGUAGUACUACGACCGAUAGACAUGACCAUAGCACGGAUCGGGCUGCCCCAUAUCCGGAAUCCAACACGACCAGCCUGCACUUUGACACCGAUCCUCACCACUAUGGUCACGACAGCCACGACAGUGCCCCUGAAGAUCGUCCCAACUUUCCCCUGCCAGACCCUCCGUCUCAACGGGACUCUGAACAUGCUCAAACCUCCAUGCAACUUCCCCGAAUCUCUCUGCCGGCAAGUGACAUUACGGCGAGUGAUUAUGGCGAAGACCGUCACGAGCGGAGGUCAUCCCUGAUGAUCCCGGCCGUGAACGUCCACGGAGCAGAUGAGCUGCACAAGCACGAGGAGACAAAGGAAAAUAAACUACCGGAACUGCCCGAAGAGCCUCCGCAGAACCUGGAUGCCGCCUACGACAGCCGCCGGGACACCCGCCGGUUGACUCUCGGCGUCCGUCCUCUGCCCCCAGAAGACCCCGCCGACAACCCCGAGCAGCGCGCCAACCGUAUCCGCUCCUUCUACAAGGAGUACUUCGACGAUAGUAAGCGGGAAACCACCUACUACGAAGACUACGGCCCGGAGUUCUACGACGGCGGCGGCGGCGGCUACGCCUACGAUCCGACCACAGGUGACUACUACGAUGCCGCACCACCACCUCCCAUGCCCUUCGCCGAGCCCAUGGGCCGGGCGGCUCGCCACAUGGCUACCAACUCGGCCGGCUACAAUGGCUUCGCGCCGCCCCCGCGCGCCUUUUCUUCCGCUUCUGGAGCCUUCGGCGGCGGCCCACGAGCCUUCUCCUCUGCUUCAGGCCGCAUGCCUGGCCCCCGCGGUCCUCGCCGACCAAUGCCACCACCUGCACCACUCCAGAUCCUCCCAACCCCGCACAUGCUCAAGGACGACUCCAUUAUGAUGGCCGCCGAAUUCGCACCAGGCAAGAACUUCCGCGACCAGGCGUCUGGACGUCCGGAGACGCCCACCGGCGGCAUGAGGCCGUUUAGCCCCGGUAUGCGCGCGCACACGCCGCUGGCCUCGGCCUUUGACGAGCUGGCCGCCAUCCCCAGCCCGCAUGCCCUCCGCAAGUCCGGCACCUUCACCAGUCUGGACUUUGCGCCGCCGCCGCGAUUCAAGAAUGAGGGCCCGGCCAGCGACGCGGGUAGUAUCCGUAGUAACCGGACGGGCAUCUCGAAUGUGCAUAUGAACAAUGUUCGCAUGGGCAAUUAUCGGGUGAGCCGGUUGCCGCCGGAUAUGGUUGGGACCAAGGAUGAUCUGAUGGCUUCGCUGAAGCCUGAUUGGGAUAUGAAGCGGUAA